AUCUCGUUGCCAAUGGUGUUGAACUUUCCCAACGAUGAACGAUAGCUUAGAUUUAGAUUGGGAAAUAAACGGGCGAUAAUUGCGGGUGCUCUGUAAACAAAGAAAAGUAUGUAUGUAAAUUAACAGUAAUUCACCACCUUUGCAUUAUGUAUUGUAUUCAAUUAAAUAAAUAGCUGGUAACUGCUAUUGAAUCAGUAGCACGCAAUAAAAUUGACGACUACCCCACUGAAAGCACCUCAUACAGUCUGUAGUCCAAUUUUUAAGUAUGUAUUUUAUAAAGUUCACUAACCUAGCAUAUAUAUAUAAUAGUAUAUACGCUUGCCUGAUAAGUUAUUAGUUGUCCACAAAAACAAAGCCUUUUGAACUUUGUACCAAGCGAAUCGUAUUGAUAUAACACAUACAUACAAGCUUUGUAUAAGCAACAGAGUGGCAAGGACGUCCUUCAUCUCGAACCUAUCCGUGUUGCCAGAUAGUUGCAUGAAAUCUUUUAGUUGUGUAUUUAAAUUAAGUUAGAUUAUGCUUCCCAUAUACUGUAAUAAUUGCUUAAGCAGGCGUGAUUUUAAGCCCGAUAUAAAAUUUAAACUUACUCGAUGCCAUCACAUAAUCUGCGCUAGCUGCCUGCCCAAAUCAACUGAUGGCGACCGAAAUUGUCCCGUCUGCCAUCGCAGCUUAAGUGCCGUUACAAUAACACACGAUAUGCCCAGCAAUGUUGCCAACUAUUUUUUGGAUCCCAUCAUCUUUUUGAAAAUGUAUCGGUCCAUUAGCAAGUUUCAAAGUAAACAGCGUAUCAUUCACUAUACAAACUUCUACAAGCAGAAGGCGCGCCUGGCCAAAAAGAAGCGCAAGCUGCAGGGUUACAGAAAGCUGGAGGCACAAUUGCUGGAGCAAAAUGACUCUGAAAAGAAGCGCAUCGUCGAGUUGCGCGACUAUAUUGACUACCAUGAACGUCGCGAAGAAGCAUUGCUGCCCGAUACUAGCUUAAGCUCCACUGAUAUCUCGAGCACGGCACGCAUGAUGUGCCGCCCCCGCACACCCUCAUUUAGCGCCACAGACACGACGCCUACUGAUACGGAAAUUGAGAUGAGCGAUAGCUACCACCUGCAGGAAUUUAAUAAACUACUCUCACAGGCGACCUCGACAAAAUCAACUAGGAAGUCUGUGAAAAAAAGGAGAAAGGGUAAGAAACCAAAACUAUUGAAAUUUAAAAAGAAAUAAAAUAGUUUUAUAUACAUAUACAUAUGAUGAACGACUCACUUCUAAUUUAAAAACGUAAAGUCAGAUGUUUUAUGAAUAUAUAAAUAAUAAAUUCAUAGUUUCCGUUACUCAUGUUAUGGAAAGUUUUUAGUAUAAGAGGCUCAAGUGCUGAAAACUACGUACAUUUGUAUAUAUGUACGUAAAUAUUUGUAUGAGCAUGCACGAAUACAAUGAUCGGAACGAAAUAAAAGCUGGAAGAGAUUAGAAUUGUUCAGAGUGUAGGA
Molecule: messenger RNA, 1478 nt
Organism: Drosophila montana
Lineage: Eukaryota; Metazoa; Arthropoda; Insecta; Diptera; Drosophilidae
Gene: nenya
Product: nenya
Exons: 1
Coding region: 517-1215 (232 amino acids)
Biological process (GO): homologous chromosome pairing at meiosis; reciprocal meiotic recombination; protein sumoylation
Cellular component (GO): synaptonemal complex
Molecular function (GO): SUMO transferase activity
Source: RefSeq, a predicted model, not a curated record